AUGUCACCGGCGGGUCGGCGCCUCUGGUGGCCGCCGCUGGCUCUGGUGGCCGUGUCUAUCUGCAGCGGCUGCGGGCCACCUCUGCCGCGGCCGCUCGACGGUGAGGGCGCGGAAGGUGAGGUGAGGGGGCGCGAUGAGCAGCGUCCUCCGCCGUCCCAGCCAACCACCCGCCCUGACGACCUCCUCCACCCGUCAUCGGCGCCCGCGCGCACCCGCAAGCUCGCCCGCCGCGUGCGCUCUGCACUGAACAUCAUCCAGCCCAACUACGACGCAAGUCGCCGAUUUCUCCAACUCCGCGCCGCCAUCUUGUGCUCAUCUGGAUUUCCAUGGAAGGGGAAGGAGCCCGUGCCGGUGGCCGUGGCCGUCGGUGUUCGCUCGCUGCUCCGCGCCGCCGCGGUGCUAGCUCCGUCGGAUCUCCGCUUUGCCCUGGGGGGAGCACCCUACCCUGGCGGCAUGCAAGUGAAUGUGCCCUGCUUCCACCGCGCCACAUCCAUCGAGCUACAAGGGCUGGACCUUGCGUUCGCCGAGUCGUCACCCAAAUGCUUCCCCUCGCUCGAGAGGCUCGUCCUCUCCGGAUGCCGCGCCACCAUAAGCAACUGGGUCCGCCGCUCCCCGCGGCUGCUCGUUCUCAGAGUCAGCACGGUCACCAAUGAUGGCCUCAAAAUCAUCAUCGUCAGAUCCAAGUCGCUGCAGGAGCUCAGCGUGGAGACCAAGAUCCCGUUUUUGGGAAAUAAGCCGCCCCUUUUAGAUAACGUUAACAUUGAGGCCCCUCUACUCAAGCAAUUGACCAUCUCCUUCGCCGCCGGUGGCUAUUAUAACAAUUUGUUGGUCUCCGUUUCGGCGCCACUGCUAGAGAAGGUCUCCUGGAAGUGUGCUUACUUCACAGCCGCUGCCGGCCUUGGUCGUUGGGGCCUCUUGCAUGUGGGAUUAAAGCCGGUGGAGACCAACAACGGACAGGGUCACCUUCCUCACAUCCAUGUCCUGUCCCUGUCAGCGGAAACUCAUAGCUCAUAUAUGUUUUCAGGGGCAGCGCAAGAGCUCAGAUUUAAGGCGGAGAUCAAGAAACAUAUGCUUAUCGGUUUCUCCAUGCUGGAGCUACGCAUCAUGACGUCAGGCCAUGUUUACGGAGCAUUUGCAUUGCGCGUCCUUGAGCUGGAUGGAAUUUUUGCUCUUAUAAAAACUCUUAAGAUUGUCCUAGUGACAUCAGAGGGGAAAGAAGCAUGCCCAGAAAAUUGCCGUUGUGAGGAGCCCAAGGACUGGAGAACCCAAAGCAUCUACUUGCCCAAUCUUGAAGAAGUGGAAAUCAGAGGAGAAGAUCAUGAGUUUGAUUUCUGGAAACUGGUAAUCAGUGGUGCACCAAAUUUGAAAAGAGUGGUGAUGGACAAGCCAUCAAAUGAGGUCAAAAUGGACAGUUGGCGCAUGAAAAUUAUCACCAUCCUUGGUCCUGGCAUAGCCAUUGCUGGUGGAUGCGAUGGAGCAUGAUACUUCAUACAUAAGAUGACUGUUUGGUUUGAUGUGCUAAUGUGCUGAAACGGUUCAACAGGUGAAGGAAUGGCUGCUACAGUUGUUAGCUGUCGCUGAGUUUGUUGCAUCACAUCAACAUGGUCGGCGGUUUUUAUAUGCUAUGUGCAAAAACAAGUGGUGCCUUAGUCUUGCAUUCACAUCAGCAUGUAAUGUAGCAAGAUGCUUUUGAAUACGUAACCCGGGGAAUUUCAGUUUAAUCAUCCUAGUAUGAUUUCAAGUC
Messenger RNA from Lolium rigidum, 1744 nucleotides. RefSeq lists its product as uncharacterized. Lineage: Eukaryota; Viridiplantae; Streptophyta; Magnoliopsida; Poales; Poaceae. The transcript is spliced from 7 exons. The record is from RefSeq and is a predicted model, not a curated record. The coding region runs from base 1 to 1482 and encodes 493 amino acids.